Molecule: messenger RNA, 1203 nt
Organism: Aspergillus ochraceoroseus IBT 24754
Lineage: Eukaryota; Fungi; Ascomycota; Eurotiomycetes; Eurotiales; Aspergillaceae
Exons: 1
Coding region: 1-1203 (400 amino acids)
Source: RefSeq, a predicted model, not a curated record
AUGUACCAUUACUCUAGUCCACCUCCGGGGUGGUCCUCGUUCGACUACAUGAACUCCCCCCCAACUUCGCCUCACUACGCCUACUACGCCACCCAGUUCGCCAGCCCUUAUACAUCGCCUCGAGGCACCUCCAAGCGUCAUCAGCGCAAGGCAAGCUACGCCGCCCCUACCAAGGACACCGGGUCAUGGCAUUCCGGUUACAACCACAGCUUCUACGAAGCCAUGCCCGAAUAUGGCACCCCGUCGAGUAAGCACGAGAAUGUAAGUGCUUUUUUUGGUGCCAAUCCGUCCUCACGUCGUCGCGGAACCAUGCCGAGUGCCCCCGCAGGUAUCUGGGAUAAUGGUGGUCCUCCGCGACCGCAGUCAUUCCGGAAGCGAUCUAUCUUUGUGGAUGUGGUCGAUGAUGGAUUCGAUGAUGCUGUGCCCCGAUACGCCUCUCGCGAGGAACUAAACAAGUCCCGCCGGCGCCCGUCAACGCCGCAGCGGAAGCAAAAGCCCCCAACUGAUCAAUAUUUUUACUCUACCCAGGUUCCUGUCUAUGAUGACGCCGAUGCCGCCAAACGAUCCCGCGCUCGCCGUCAGUCGACGUCGACGCGGAACCCCCCCAAGCCCACCACCAAGCCUGCAACCGCCUCCAAACCACCCCCCAAAGCCACUGAGGCCGACGCCACCCGUGCGGGAAUCCCGGCCGGUUAUUCGAUCAAGAACUGGGAUCCCACGGAGGCGCCCAUCAUCCUGCUCGGCAGCGUAUUCGAUGCCAACUCUCUCGGCAAGUGGAUCUACGACUGGACUGUCUUUCACCACGGUGCUUCAACUCCAAUGGCCGAUGUCGCGGGCGAACUCUGGCUGUUGCUAAUUAAACUGGCGGGUAAGGUGAAGCGGGCCGACGAGUGCUUGGACCGGAUCCAGGACCCGGAUGCGCAGGAAACGGUGGAAGACUUUUUGGAAAGUGGAGAGCGCUUGUGGGCGCGAUUUAAGAAGCUGCUAAGAACUUGCGAACAGUUUAUGUGGAAGGCGGCCAACCGUGAAGGGGGCAAGGGCACGGUGUCGAUGGGCCGCAACGCCGGAUGUGAAUUUGUGGAUUCCAUCUUUGGUCGCGAUCGCGAGUUGGAGUACACGGAAAAGCUCAUGAACAGCAUCCGUGUGUGGAAUAUGCGUUUUGAUGCCAACUGUGAGGAGAUUCUUCGGAAGCGGACAGUCUAA